Toxorhynchites rutilus septentrionalis is the source of this 1565-nucleotide messenger RNA. RefSeq names its product vacuolar protein sorting-associated protein 16B (gene Vps16B). The coding region runs from base 54 to 1370 and encodes 438 amino acids. NCBI's taxonomy places the organism in Eukaryota, Metazoa, Arthropoda, Insecta, Diptera, Culicidae. The transcript has 6 exons. Gene Ontology annotation, cellular component: cytoplasm. The record is from RefSeq and is a predicted model, not a curated record. Gene Ontology annotation, biological process: intracellular protein transport; vacuolar transport.
CUCUAAUAAGAUAUAUUACUCAUCCUUGGCUGUUCCUGAAAUUCCUUUUGAUAAUGAUGGAAUCUAAAGACGAAGAUUAUUGGAACAUUUCGGCGAACAAAUCGUUCAAUUUCGAUGAAGACGAUGUGGCUGUUUUAGACGUUCCAUGCUUCAACCGACGCAGUUUGUUCGGCGAAGACACCGUAUCAGAAGUCAACUUCUCGAAUGUGCAAAGUGAGCUUCUAUUAAAUUUCAUUAUAUCGGACGAGAAUUUAGCCGCUAUUUUGGAAGACCAAUCGAGGAAUGUCGUCGUGAUACCUAAGGGAGUGACUCUAGAGGAAGAGGUGAAACUAUUAAGAAAGAAAGUCCAGGAGACGAGCUUUGCUCCCUCGGUGGGUCCUAUAAUAGCGAGAAUGGUACUGGGAAAGCCUUGCUCGUUGGAAAUAUUUCGGUCGAUGUACGACAAGGAGACGCUGCUGGAUGAAGCGAUCAGCUCGGGGAAUGGGAACGCAAUCCUUAAAGUGGUUCUAUUUUUGGAGAAAACACUGAAGAAGAAACUGUUCUAUAGAUUACUGCAAACCCGCCAGGAAGCGGUUAAUCAUUACAUAAAUUAUAUGGCAACCCGACUCAAGGUUACUGAGUGUACAGAUUUAUUGGUUUUUCUUGGAAGGCAUCAUGAAGCAAGCCUGUUGCAAUUCUCGAUUUUUGUUGGAAACAUACCAAACAUUGAAUUCAAACGACAAAGAUUGAAAAAGAUCUAUAAUGAUUACUUUUCGCAGCCUGGUGCGAACACUUUUUACGCUCAACUCGUUGCGAACUACUUGAACCUUCUAGAUUUUCAACAAUCCCAGCAACUAACGAACGAUCAAUCAGUUCUGGAGAUCUUAUUUUAUAUUUGCAGUCGAUACAAAUGGGGCGACUCAUCUGUGCAAUCGUAUGAGAACCCCUUCAAACUAGCCGAAGCUCAUCAGGUAUCGCAAUCACAGCUCGAAUGGGUUGCGCUGAACGAACGCGCCAAAAGGCAAGCGUGGCUGGAUUUCGAGCAUAUUUUCGAGAAGAAAGCCUGGCUUAAUAUAAAGCAAAAGUCCUUUAACAUGCACAUUCCGAUCGAUAAGACGAUACUGCGAUUGUUCUCACUGCAUGCACCCGAUCCGGUGUUGAUUAGUUUUCUCAACAAAGUGGAAGACCCCGCACGUAGAUUAGCCCUAGCGCGGAACGUUAAGUCGAAGAAGGGAAUAAUCGACGCACUGGUGGGUUUAAAAGACCGAACCGAACUGGAAAACUAUCAAAAUACUCUUGCAGCGGGUACCGAAGAGAGAUUUUACGCGGAAAAUGCGUUAAAAACAUUUAAUAACAAAUGGAAAAGCGAUGCAAUCAAGCUGAUUAAAUGAAUCUAUUUUCAAGGAAAAAUAGACACAAACUGAUUCGUUUCAACGAUCUUCACUCGCAUCUAUCUACAUAUGGCAUUAGUUUCUAUUUCUGGGAAGCAUGUUUUUAUAUUACAAUAAACAGAGAAACAGUUUAAUGACAAUAAACCAUAAAAAAAAUCACUAUCCUGUGAACAGGGCAACUGAAAUGUUUUUUUU